This is a messenger RNA of Morone saxatilis (striped sea-bass), 3599 nucleotides long. RefSeq names its product actinodin1 (gene and1). The transcript has 6 exons. The record is from RefSeq and is a predicted model, not a curated record. Lineage: Eukaryota; Metazoa; Chordata; Actinopteri; Moronidae. The coding region runs from base 1268 to 3226 and encodes 652 amino acids.
UGCGUGCAUGCAUUCAGGUUUAGACAGAAGCUGUGGUUUGGCCCUCAUUGAGGGUCUCUGAGAAGUUGCUUAUGUGGCACCUCAGCUCCCCUUCAUUAUUUCCUGAUGUUUUCUCUCCUCUGUCCCUUUGUGUCUUUUGUUUUUCUCAUUUGGGAGUGAGUGUUGCAUCCCCAAAAACAAAGAUCCAGAGUCUGAUUUCUAACCUUAAAUGUGACUCAUAGAAUUAAUGAUUAAUUAAUAAUCAGUCGUGAAGGAAUAAAAAAAAAAACACCACUUGAGACAACUUCUCUUAACAUCUCUCCACGUCCCCAUCUCUGCUUCAAGCCCUCCCACCUUCUCUCUUUUCCUGUCUUUAAUUACGGUGCCUCUGAUUGGCUGAAACUUUCCGCAGGAUCCGACCAAUCAGGCAUCUUGUUGAGGUGGCCCUUGACCCCCUCAGGUGGUCCCUGUGUGUGUGUUUUUCUGUGUGAGUGUUAAUGAAUACUUGGCGUGUGUGUUCGGUUUAAAACCGUGCCCGAUUCCUUCGUCAGGGCAGUCUGUCAGAAGGGCCGCAGGGACAGGGCGCACCAGGAACCUCUGCCAUACCCGCAAAAAAAACACACACACCAACACACUUAGUGUUUGAGCCCAGGUGGACUGAGUCAUCCGGCCUGUGAGGCUUCAUUUGAGUCCACAUCUGGAUCCGGCAAGACAGCCACGCCGAUAAGCUAACCACAGGUAAGAGAGUGGUGAUUCUGCACUUCUUAUGUUUGUUUUAGGUACUUGCCAGGGAUUCAAGUUCAGGUUGAAGUCAAGGGUGACUGCUGAGGAACACCUGGUUCUGGUUUAAUGAUGACAAACCAGUAGCUUCAGCCCAGCCAGGAGCCUUGUGGCAACAUGUUUGUUUAAAGAGUUCACUUCCAAGCUGCAGGGGUCACUUCAGCAGCCUCUCCAGGUCUCAGGUUGUGACUGGAGUGAAAAUUGAACACCUUCCACCACAUUUAUAUGGUUUCUCUGCACUACUGAUCACUCUCACAGGUAACUAAAACAUGUUUUGGAACUCUUGGUCUGUUUCCGAAUAUGCACUUGUCUGGGGAAUCAGUGAAACCAGCUAUAAUAUCCUGGCAUUUUUGGAUAUUACACUGGUGACAACUGGUGUCAAGCUAAAAAUGAUUUUAUUUUAAGGCAGGAAAGUGAUGAAAUUAAUGGAGCGGGAAGUUCUGGGAGUAAAGCAUAAUUUUUAAAUGUCAGUGUGGUUGGUAUUUGCAGGAGAGGAGGAGGUGAAGUCAUGGCUGGAAGGAGGAGAACCAGUUUCUCCGGCGUGUUCGUCACAACUCUGCUGGCUGUGAUGCUGCUGCCUGCAUUCUUGUCUGCUGGACCGAUUGUGCAGAAGCCCAAAGGAGAUGCGGGAGAAAGUAUCCAGGAGAGAGCGGUUUCUGCAGAGUCACACAGGAGGUUGAUCCGCAACCGCAGGAACAUCAGCUGGUACAAACAGCACUCUGACUUCUGGGGAUGGUACAAGUACUUCACCGACAGCGGCAACGCGGAAGCAGUUCAGGAGAUGGAUCGCAUCUACCUGGCCUACCUCCAGAACAAGAACCGCGCUGAGGGACGUCGCUCCUACAAGGCCUACUUGCGCCACCUGGGGGAAGUGUACAAGUCCUGUGCCGAUUCUGAUGACCCCAACUGCGUGGCUUCUUACACCAGCAGGCCCAAACCUAAACCAGAGCCCCCCAAACCUGCACCAGUGAAAACCUGUGACCCCACCAAGGACCCCUAUUGCCUGUAUGCUGCUUUGGUCCAGGGAAAGAGCCCUUACCUGCCCUUGGUGCUCCCAGCUGCCACCCUUGCCCCAGCACCAGUGAAGGCACCAGCUCCUCUUUACGUCCGCUCUGCUGCUCCAGCCAAGGACCCACAGUCAGGCUAUUACUACUACGCUCAAUCUGCAGUGCCUUUCCUUUCCAAGGAGCAGAAGACCGAGCUGCUGCGUAUCUGCCCUUCUGACGAUGUGGAGUGUCUGCAGUACCACCUGAGAGCGGCCUACGGGUAUUCACCCUCUGCUGGACCUCUGCCUUCCUAUGCUCACCUCGGCUGUGACCCCAAGAAUGACCCCACCUGCAAACCCAAACUGGUGCAGAAAGCCCCUUCUGGUCUCUACCUGCAGUACCCCAACUGUGAUCCACGGGAUCCCCGUUGUGCCUAUGCUGCCUCCCUUGCGCCCCGUGCCCCUAACCCCCCUGCCCCUGCUGGCCCUGGAUCCUGCAACCCUCUUUUUGAAGAAGGCUGCAACCCUCUUUCCGCCACCAAGUUUGCUACUCCCCCUGAGGCAUACAAAAAUGAGGAGCAAGAUGAGGCUGCUGCCAUUCGUGCUGCCCCUCCUCCUGCUGAGCAGAACAACGACCCCUAUGCAAUGUUUAGGGAUGCUUAUGCUAAUGCUAACGCUAACAGAGUUAUGGAUCCCUAUGCUAUGUACCGCCAGGCUAGCGCCCCAGCCUCUCCUCCGGCUAAUGACCCAUAUGCCACCCUGCGCCGAUUCAUGUCCCAGGCCCACGGGAGUGACCCAUAUGCUCCCCGCAUGGAGGCUGCUCCAGAGUCUAACCCCAACGAUCCUUUCUCUGCUAUUCGUGAGGCUGCGGCCGCCAUGCAUCGUCAUGGUCCUCCUACCCCGAGGCAGCAGUACCCUUUUUCCAAUUCCAAUUAUGGAAAUGAAGAGCCUCCCCGUGAGGAGCACCACCCUCUGGGCCCACCAGGUAAAACAAAGGAGGGCUACGACUGUUUCAUCGGCUACGAUCGUGAAUGCUACCCCGUGAAGCCCAAUAAUCCACGAUCUGGAGUUCACCGCCGCAUCCCCUAUCCUGCCGAAGCCUACGAGCCCCACCUGAACGCUGACGGCACCCGAAAUGGAGUCAUGGAGCCUGAAAACCCACACUGUGACCCCGAACACGACCCCAACUGCCGCCUGCGUCGCUACGAGCCCGAGCAAACCCACGCCGAGGCCCACCCUGAGCAAUACGGCGAGGAGGACCACAACCAGAGGGCAGCAGAGAGCGAGCAGCAUCAACAGCAGGAGGAACAGGACCAGUACGAGGCGGAGCCCUACCAGAGCGGCCAGGAGGAGCCUCACAUGCCCUACCAGCCACUCUCACAAGGUAUGCCCAGCCUCCAGGACAUACUGAGGCGCUAUGGAGACCAGUUCCCUGAGCAGGGUGAUCACAGAGCCUAUGCAGAUGAUUACCGCAAGAAAUAAACAAGCUAACACACACAUGCAUGCAGAUGGACAUGAAUACACAGUCCCGUGCGUUCUUGUAGCUUAGCCCUUGACCACCUCACCGCACGCAGUAUUUCCUACCUGGACCAGAUAUGGGACUCGAGAGAAGUCUAUGGACCCAAUGAGUACAUGCAUGUACAUCCACACAUAGCUUCCAGCUGUAGGAGCACGCUCAGAAAGCCGAGGGUGUUCCAGCAAUGUUUUCUUCUCUUUAGCUGCUUUAGACCUGUUGCUUUGGCCUAUUGCUUUCCAGCUUCCACCUCCUCAAACCACUCGAAUGUGUAAUGACUCCUCAAUGCUUUGCUUCUGUAUCUAUGCAUCUCACAUUUUUUUACUUGUUUGUUGCUUUUGA